Molecule: messenger RNA, 927 nt
Organism: Mercenaria mercenaria
Lineage: Eukaryota; Metazoa; Mollusca; Bivalvia; Venerida; Veneridae
Product: transcription factor E2F4-like
Exons: 4
Coding region: 295-594 (99 amino acids)
Source: RefSeq, a predicted model, not a curated record
UGAACUUUGCAGGGUCCAGGUUUAAAGAAGAACUACCAGAUUAAUUUAAAAAGCAGCUCAGGUCCAAUAAAUGUGCUUUUAGUGAAUAAAGACUCAGACAACCAGUCACCUGUAGUGGUUCAAGUCCCACCCCCUGAUGAAGGUUUAGCCAGUCAGUGCCAAGCUGCAGCACAAGAAGUUGACCAAAAUUAUAACCCUAACCAAAAUACGAGACAAAAAGCCAACAAAAAUCAAAGAUCACCUAUUAAAUCUCCAUUACGACAAUCGCAGCCCACCAGUGUCCAUGGUGACCGCAUGGCAACAAGGUCAUCUCCACGGAAACAAGGUCAGCAGACACAGUUACAUCAGCAAGCAUCUACCUCUCUUGGACUUCCAACUGGCAUGGACAGUCUUCCAAGUGACAUCCUGUUUGAUGAAGCAAAAUCUGACUUUGACACCAUGGAUGGACAGCUUAUUGAGGAGCUCAUGACAUCUGAAGCUUUUGCACCAUUAUUACGAUUAAGCCCGCCACCUAGUGAUAAAGACUAUUAUUUCAAUCUGGACGACAGUGAAGGAGCGUGUGAUUUGUUUGAUGUACCAUUGCUCUCUAUGUAAUAUUUGCCAUGUAACGCUCAGAAAUCACACCAUAUCACACAUUGCCAGAUGUGACAAGCAGUUGAUACAGUUUCAGGCACAGUGAAAAUUUGAAUCUAAAACAUACUGGAUCUUGUUACAUGCACCCCUGGUGUGUAGGUUACAAACACGAGUUGGAGACAGUUGGCAUUGGUCUGGAUUGUGGUCAGUUGCAGUAGUUUUGAAGAUUGAUAAAAUAAUUGUACAAUAUGCUGUCAUAAGCAUUUUCAUAUUAUGCUGAUGUUUCCCACAUCAAAAUGUGAAAAUUUCUUACACAAACUUCGAGCUUCCUAAUAAAUUCAUUGGUAGCAAAUA